AUGACUGUCAACAAUGAUACGAUGCUCGAUCAUUCAAACAUCUGGAUUGGACAAUCCGCAUCAUUCUCGAUGAACUCAAUGAUUGUUGCCUCGGCCAAUAUAUCUUCCAUUACAUCGAACAAUGGACAACUUAGUGUUGCCAACAAUAUUACAACAUUGGCUCAGAGUGGCCAAUCAUUCUUUACCAACUUGAAUCGAUUUGGUUCAUUGUCCAUCCAGUCCAACUCACAGAUGGUCAUCAACUCCUCGUCAAAGGUCACAAUCAACUCCAUCGUCUCACAAACAAACAGUACCAUCUCUAUAUACUUGGUCGCUGGCAUCGAUGUACUUAAUAAUGUCAACACAUAUGGCACGGUCCAGUUGACGCCCUUGGGAGCAACUGCUGCUUCUCCGUGCCAGGUCAACUUAAACAAUGCCAACCUGACCGACUUAAUCAUCAAUACAGAUGGCCAGCCUGCACAAACAAGGACAGUCACACUCACAAUGACUGGUACAUCCAACAUCUACUCAACAAACUUUACUGCACAGCCAGGAAAUGUCGAUCUAUCCAUCACUGGAGACACAACACUACGUGGACUAUUCAGAGCGGGUAACAUCAAUGUUUCUGGCACUGGAUCAUUCACAUCUUAUGCCUCAAUGUACAUCAAUGACGACAUAACAGUCACCUCGGAGGAUGCCAGCUUUGUCGUGGGAACACAAUACAUGCAGGCAAAUGUGAAUGUUCUUGCAGGCAGUCUCCUCUUCAACACAUCAAUGACAAUGGAUGGCGAUGUUUCCAUAUCCUCGACAGGAUCAAUGGAACUGACCGACUCGUACCUUCAACUCAGAGGUGACUUCAUGCUGUCGCCACUCUCUGAACUAUACGUGCAGCUUCUUGAGCCAUCGAUUGGUCUCAUCAAGGUCAGCGGACAGGCAGACCUGACCGAUGCCAUACUCUUCAUUCUUCCGCCAUCCAGUGGCGAUCCCAUUCAGUACGACGAAGAGUACAUCAUUGUGGAGAGUGAGGAUAUGAUUCAGGGCAACUUCCAAAAGGUUAAUUCCAACGAAGAUAUCGAGGACUAUCAUCUAACGACCGACUCCAACCAACUCGUCCUAUUCUUUGGUCAAGAGGAUGCCAAGAAAGCAUCUCUGAUGCCUUUGGAAGGCUGGCAAAUGUUGAUCAUCAUCUGUUCAAUCAUUGCCUUAAUAGCCAUCGUCGUGGCAGUUGUAUUGUAUAUCAAGAGUAACAGAUUGUACAGGCAGUACAAGAUAAUAAAGUGA
Acytostelium subglobosum LB1 is the source of this 1260-nucleotide messenger RNA. RefSeq lists its product as hypothetical. The coding region runs from base 1 to 1260 and encodes 419 amino acids. The record is from RefSeq and is a predicted model, not a curated record. The transcript has a single exon. Lineage: Eukaryota; Evosea; Eumycetozoa; Acytosteliales; Acytosteliaceae.